AUGGCUGAGGAGCAAAAAAUCCCAAAGGUCGCCGAGGCGCACCAAGUCGACACAUUCCACCCGCCUGAGAAGAUGCUCGCAAGCCUCGAAGAAUACCAAACUCUCUACAAGGAGUCCAUCACCAACCCCGACAAGUUUUGGGGAGAGCGCGCCAGAGAACUACUCUCAUGGUACCGCGACUUCGAAACCGUUUCUAGCGGCACCUUGACUGACGGCGAUGUCAAGUGGUUCCCUGAGGGUCAACUCAACGCUUCUUACAACUUGAUCGAUCGACAUGCCUUCAAGGACCCGGACCGUGUUGCCAUCAUCUACGAGGCCGACGAGCCCCAGGAUGGCCGCAAUGUCACCUACAGCGAGCUGUUGCGCCAGGUCUCCAAGUGCGCCUGGUCAUUGAAGCAGAUGGGCAUCCGCAAGGGUGACACUGUUGCUAUUUACCUACCUAUGAUUCCCGAGGCCAUUGUCGCCAUCCUGGCCUGUGUGCGUAUCGGUGCCGUUCACUCCGUUGUCUUUGCCGGUUUCUCUGCCGACUCUCUGCGAGACCGUGUCAUUGACGCUCGCUCACGCGUUGUCAUUACCACUGAUGAGGGCAAGCGUGGCGGCAAGCUCAUUGGCACCAAGAAGAUUGUCGACGAUGCUCUCAAGCAGUGCCCUGACGUCACCAAUGUUCUCGUUUUCAAGCGCACUGGCGCCGAUGUGCCCAUGCAGGCCGGCCGCGAUGUCUGGUGGCACGAGGAGCUCGAGAAGUGGCCCAGCUACAUUGCCCCCGAGGUCAUGAACUCUGAGGACCCUCUCUUCCUGCUCUACACCUCCGGUUCCACCGGCAAGCCCAAGGGCGUCUUGCACACCACUGCUGGCUACUUGCUGGGAGCCGCCCUCACCGGCAAGUAUGUCUUUGACAUUCAUGAUGGUGAUCGUUACUUCUGCGGCGGCGACGUUGGUUGGAUCACUGGCCACACCUAUGUCGUCUACGCCCCUCUCUUGCUCGGUGUCUCUACCGUUGUGUUUGAGGGCACACCCGCAUACCCCAACUUCUCACGAUACUGGGACAUUAUCGAGAAGCACAAGGUCACUCAGUUCUACGUCGCCCCCACCGCUCUGCGAUUGCUGAAGCGUGCUGGCGAUGAGCAUGUCAAGGGUGACAUGAAGCACCUGCGUGUCUUGGGUUCCGUUGGUGAGCCCAUUGCCGCCGAGGUGUGGAAGUGGUACUUCGAGGUUGUUGGCAAGGAGGAAGCUCACGUUGUCGACACAUACUGGCAGACUGAGACUGGCUCCAACGUCAUCACUCCUCUCGCCGGAAUCAGCCCUACCAAGCCCGGUAGCGCUUCAUUCCCCUUCUUCGGCAUUGAGCCCGUCAUUAUCGAUCCCGUCUCCGGCGAAGAGAUUCACGGUAACGAUGUCGAGGGUGUUCUUGCCUUUAAGCAGCCCUGGCCCAGCAUGACCCGUACCGUGUACGGAGCCCACAAGCGAUACAUGGACACUUAUCUCAACGUUUACAAGGGCUACUACUUCACCGGUGACGGUGCCGGCCGUGACCACGAAGGCUUCUACUGGAUUCGCGGCCGAGUCGACGAUGUCGUCAACGUCUCAGGCCACCGUCUCUCCACCGCCGAAAUCGAAGCCGCCCUCAUCGAGCACCACGCCGUUGCUGAAGCCGCUGUCGUCGGCGUUGCCGAUGAACUCACUGGCCAGGCUGUUAACGCCUUUGUCGCUGUCAAGGAUGGCAACGAGAUCAACGAUGCUCUUCGCAAGGAAUUCGUCAUGCAAGUCCGCAAGAGCAUUGGCCCCUUUGCCGCCCCCAAGGCUAUUUAUGUGGUUCCCGAUCUGCCCAAGACCCGAAGUGGCAAGAUUAUGAGAAGAAUUUUGAGAAAGAUUCUGGCUGGUGAGGAGGAUCAGCUUGGCGAUAUUACUACCUUGUCCGAUCCCUCGAUCGUCGAUAGAAUCAUCCAGACCGUCCACGAAGCCAAGGGCAAAUAA
Messenger RNA from Pochonia chlamydosporia 170, 1974 nucleotides. Its product is annotated as acetate--CoA ligase. Lineage: Eukaryota; Fungi; Ascomycota; Sordariomycetes; Hypocreales; Clavicipitaceae. The record is from RefSeq and is a predicted model, not a curated record. Gene Ontology annotation, cellular component: cytosol. The transcript has 6 exons. The coding region runs from base 1 to 1974 and encodes 657 amino acids. Gene Ontology annotation, molecular function: acetyl-CoA synthetase activity; AMP binding.